CGCGCUCUGCAUCCCUCAUUAGCAUAAAGGCCCUAUAAGUAGCAGAAAUCCGCUUCCUAUUUUCUAUUUAUCUUUCGUGUUUUCAGGUUUUAAAAUGCCUGAGCCAGCGAAGUCUGCUCCUGCCCCGAAGAAGGGCUCUAAGAAGGCGGUGACCAAGGCCCAGAAGAAAGAUGGGAAGAAGCGCAAGCGCAGCCGCAAGGAGAGCUACUCCGUGUACGUGUACAAGGUGCUGAAGCAGGUCCACCCGGACACCGGCAUCUCGUCCAAGGCCAUGGGAAUCAUGAACUCCUUCGUCAACGACAUCUUCGAGCGCAUCGCGGGCGAGGCAUCGCGCCUGGCGCAUUACAACAAGCGCUCGACCAUCACAUCCAGGGAGAUCCAGACGGCCGUGCGCCUGCUGCUGCCCGGGGAGCUGGCCAAACACGCGGUGUCCGAGGGCACCAAGGCCGUCACCAAGUACACCAGCUCCAAGUAAACUUGCCAAGAGGAGCAAAUGGGCUUUAGAAAAGUAUUUUCCCACUACUGGUCACCGCUGGACUUUAUUAUAUCUCACAAAUAAGUCAAUGAAAAUGACUGAUACCAGAAGCAGAUAAAAGAUAUUUUCAACAAUCACAGAAAAAUCAAUGAGAACCUGCUUAAAGCAUUUAUUUUGAGUAUAAAAAUAUUAAAUGGUCAUUUGAGAAAUUUGCAAGAAGAAAAAUACAUAACAAAGAAAAUUAAAACAAAUCUUAGUAUCUCUUUUCUAUAUGUAUAUAAGACCUAUGAAUAUAUGAAUAUGAACAUAUAUGAGAUUCACCUAUAAAAAUGUCAUUUAAAAACCAAAUUUAGGUAUCAUGCUAUGUAUGUACACAUAUUGAAUUUUCUAGGUAAUAUGCCUAGAAACACAUUUUUUAAUGGGUAUAUUACUAUAUAGAUUGAGUUCCAUUUUUAUGCAUUAUAAAUCAUAUAGCUCACACUUCUUUGUAUGUAAAUCUUUGUUUAAAUAUUUAUUUCCUUAGAAUAGACUUCUAGAAGUAGAAUACUAAAUCACAAGGUAAAAUCAUUUUUUAAUGUUCUUAAUAUAUACAUUGUCAAAUUGCCUUUCAGAAGGACUAUGCCAGUUUAUAAUCCUAGUGUAAUUUAAAAAUUCUUGUUUUCAUAGCUGUCAUUUUUACUGAGAACACUUUUAAAGCAUUGUUAACCAGAUAGAUUAAAAAAAAUUGAAAUGUAAUUUCCUUCAUUAUGAGUGGAGGUAGUUUUCCCCAUGCUUUUAUUAGCCAUGACCCCAUAAAAAAUAAACUGCUAUUAAAUAGUG
Odocoileus virginianus texanus is the source of this 1294-nucleotide messenger RNA. RefSeq names its product histone H2B type 1-C/E/F/G/I. Gene Ontology annotation, cellular component: nucleosome. The record is from RefSeq and is a predicted model, not a curated record. NCBI's taxonomy places the organism in Eukaryota, Metazoa, Chordata, Mammalia, Artiodactyla, Cervidae. Gene Ontology annotation, molecular function: DNA binding; protein heterodimerization activity; structural constituent of chromatin.